AUGGCAGAUGCAACACAUGACCCUUCGGAAACCAACACAUCCCGUCAGCUGUCAACAACAGUACAGGACCUGCGAGACAACCGCCUCGCCAUUAGCUCGAAGAAGGGCUAUCGCAGUGGUGUUAACCAGAUCGUGGCUUGGCUUCGAGAGUCCGGCAGCUCACACAUAGUGAACACCGACGGCACAAUUAACCUAGCCAUCUUUGACUACGCAGACUUCACCGAAUUUGUCCUUUACAAGUACAAGAUUGCCAAGGUUUCAAUUCAAACCCUUUCAGGUUAUCGUUCGGCGAUCAAGGACUACUACAAAAGACACAACGUGGGGGAGAAUAUGAUGUGA
This is a messenger RNA of Aphanomyces invadans, 339 nucleotides long. RefSeq lists its product as hypothetical. The transcript is spliced from 2 exons. The record is from RefSeq and is a predicted model, not a curated record. The coding region runs from base 1 to 339 and encodes 112 amino acids. Lineage: Eukaryota; Oomycota; Saprolegniomycetes; Saprolegniales; Verrucalvaceae.